AUGAAACACACAAACCACAGCCAUCAGAACUCAGCCUCCUUCCUGCUCAUGGGAAUUCCUGGCCUGGAGUCAUCCCACUUUUGGAUUGCAUUUCCCUUCUGUGCCAUGUAUGCUCUGGCAGUACUUGGAAACACGGCAGUGCUGCUGGUGGUACGCUCAGAGCCUGCACUGCACCAGCCCAUGUACCUGUUCCUAUGCAUGCUGUCCACCACUGACCUGGUGCUCUGCACCUCCACCAUGCCCAAGCUCCUAGCACUCUUUUGGGCAAAUGCUGCCGAGAUCACCUCUGGGGCUUGUGCUGCCCAGAUGUUCUUUAUCCAUGGCUUCUCAGCUGUAGAAUCUGGCAUCCUGCUAGCAAUGUCCUUUGACCGCUACUUGGCCAUCUGCUGGCCUUUGCACUAUGGGUCAUUAUUGCCCCCAGAGACUGUGACCAAGCUGGGGGCCACCGCUGUGUUUCGUGGCCUGGGGCUCAUGACCCCACUCACCUGCUUACUGGCACAGUUGAGCUACUGUAGCCGAGUGGUAGCCCACUCCUACUGUGAGCAUAUGGCAGUGGUAAAGCUGGCUUGUGGGGACACAAAGCCAAACAAUAUCUAUGGCAUCACAGCUGCCACACUAGUGGUGGGCACUGACUCCAUCUGCAUCGCUGUCUCCUACACACUCAUCCUGCGGGCUGUGUUAGGCCUCUCCUCCAAGGAGGCAAGGGCCAAGACCUUUGGCACUUGUGGUUCCCACCUGGGUGUCAUCCUACUCUUCUACACACCAGGACUAUUCUCAUUCUACACACAACGUUUUGGCCAGCAUGUGCCCCGGCAUAUCCACAUCCUCCUGGCUGACCUCUACCUCGUCGUGCCACCCAUGCUUAACCCCAUCAUCUAUGGCAUGAAGACCAAGCAGAUCCGGGAGGGAACCAUCCGACUGCUGAAAUGGGCCCCUGCUCAGUCAUAAAGUCUUCAACCCAGCCCUGGGGCUCUACUCUCUCCUUCCCUCAGCCUUGGACAAUGUUUGAGAGACCUGUGGUUCCCAGCAUGACUAGAAGACAGAAACCCACCUUCAGUGGAGACAUAGCACAAGUCAGAUGGGGGAAAAACCCACCAAGUGAUUCCUACUUGUGAGGUAGAUAUGGGUGUAACACUCAAGGAACCUCUGUCUAAGGGAUAGUAUGGCCACCAGCCUGAUGGUAGCCCCCCAGAGAAUCCUACCCUGCAGUUCUGAUGUGUCUCCCACCUUCCAGGAGACUUUAGUAAAAUGAGAAAAAUAUAGCUACUGGUCUGACAAAAUAACCUCUCAUCCAUAGGCAGGUAUUCCCACUCUUAUAGGGAUACAUGGAUACCUUCCUCAGUGAGCACAGAGUCUGACUAGGAUUCACACACAAAAUAAGACAGACAGAGACAGAACACUAAGUUAUGGGCCAUAGAGACAACAAGAAAUGAAGAAGAAUCAUGGCAAACUGUGCAAAGGAAUAAGAAACAAAGUGUAGUGUCACUCUGGGAAGGUUCUCUGGAAGAUGAAUUUUGAUGUAUUCACUGAGCAUGUACUGUGGGUCAGAUAUUUUGCUAAAAUCUAGGUGUAUGGAUUUGAUGAGGCCAAAAGUCCUCCUCUCAAGUUGACCACUCACUGUUAGAGAAAACAAACAUGUAAGGACACAGUGGCCAAACAGAAUUAAAUUACUAUGAUUGGGGAAAGCACAGGAACUGUGGAUAUAAAGACACCUAACUUGUUCAGGAGAAAUGAGAUCCCAGGGCCCACCUUGCCCUGUCCCCCAUUUGUAAAGGUAUGAAAAGCCCCCUUCUCCGAGAUUACCUAACGUGAAGUCAUCGAAGUGAUUCUCCCUUCACUUCAGGGCUCAGUGCACAUAAGAUUAAUAGACUCAAUUUUCUCAGGUCGCCAGACUAUCCAAGGCCACAGAUCGGCAAAUAAAGUCUACCCCGCAAGAUAAUUAACCCAAACUAUAGAAGAAGUCAGGAAAACUGGCUCCAUCCUAUUUGAGACUAUAUUUGCUAUGGCUUUAAUUUUUUCCUAAACCACUUUUUUUAGUGAGGUAUAUGAAAUAAAAUGCACAUAUAUUAAGUAUCUAUUAAGUGUACGAGGGGCCCUGGUACAGCAGUGCUGACCAAAAGGUUCAAACCCACCAGGAGCUAGGAAAGUCCUAGCCAUCUGCUGCUAUAAAGAUUACGUCCUAGGAAACCCUAUGGGACAGUUAUACUCGUCCUAUAGGGUCUCUAUAAGUUGUCAUUGAUGUAACGGCACACAACAACAACAUUAAGUGUACAGACUGAUCACCUCUGGCACAUGUAUACAGCAGUAUAACCACCACCUCAGUCAAGAUGCAGAAUAUCUUCACAGCCUCAGAAACUUCCCUGUGCCCCUUUCCAUGCGAUACUUCUGCUCCCCCGCUGUUUGAUUUCGAUCACCUUGGAUUCAAUUUGCUGUUCUAGAAGUUCAUAUAAUGAAAUGAUACGGAAUGUAUUCUCCGGUGUCCAGCUUCUGUGGCCCAACAUAAUGUUUUUGAGAUUCAUUCACGUUGUGUGUAUCAGUAAAAUUUCCAAAACAAAAAAAAAAUGCGUUUCCUUUUUAUCUCUCUCUGAGUAGUAUUCCAUUAGAUUGUAGGAAUAUACCAAAGUUUGUUAAACCACUUACCUUUUGGACAUCUUGGCUGUUUCCCACUUUUGUCUACUCAGAAUAAAGCUGCUAUGAAUAUUUUUUUAACCUAGAAGUAGAAUUACUGGAUCACAGGAUAGAUGUAUGCUUGACUUUAAUGGACUCUGCCAGAUGGUUUUCCAAAGUACCAUUCUGUACUCUCACCAGUGAUGGAUGACUACUCCCAGGUUGUCCAAUAUCUUGGCCAACCCUUGAUGUUGGCGUUAUUUUUUCAUUUUAAUCAUUCUAGUAAGCAUAAAGUUAUUCAUUGUGCUUUUAAUUUGCAUUUUUCUGAUGGUUAAUGACAUUGAGCAACUUCUCAUAUGUUUACUGACUCUGCAUAUAGCUGCUUCUGUGUAACGUUUGUUCAAUUCUUCUGCUCAUUUUUAUUGUUUUCUGUUUUUUAAUGACUUGUAGUAGCUGUUUAUAUAUUCUGAAUACCACUUAUUUGCUAGAUAUAUGUAGUGAAAAUAUUCUAUCUGAUUUUUAGCUUGCAUUUUGAUUUUCUUCCUAGUAUUGUUUGAUAAAAAGAAAUUUUUAGUUUUAAGUCCAAAUUAUCGAUUUUGUUUAUAAUUAGUACUUUAUUUUAUAAAAACAGCUUAUAAUUUCAAGCCUAUGACCCAACACAAAUGAUAAUUUUGUAUGGCAUGAGCAGAGAUCAAGGUUCCUUCUCAUAUAGGUGUGCAGUUGUUCAAGUAUUGUUUUGUUUAAAAGCCUUUCUUUUCUGAAUUAAAUUGCUUUGACAACGUUGUCAAAAAUCAUCAACUCUCUAUGUGUGGAUGUACUCCUGAAUUCUGUUUCAUUUCAUUAA
This is a messenger RNA of Loxodonta africana (African savanna elephant), 3451 nucleotides long. RefSeq names its product olfactory receptor 52P1-like. NCBI's taxonomy places the organism in Eukaryota, Metazoa, Chordata, Mammalia, Proboscidea, Elephantidae. The record is from RefSeq and is a predicted model, not a curated record. Gene Ontology annotation, biological process: G protein-coupled receptor signaling pathway. Gene Ontology annotation, cellular component: plasma membrane. Gene Ontology annotation, molecular function: olfactory receptor activity; G protein-coupled receptor activity. Bases 1 to 948 code for a protein of 315 amino acids. The transcript has a single exon.